GCUGCGUAGAUGACAGGAGAUUCUUCUCAUGCUUGAAGCCCAGCCGCUAUAUCAACCUCGUUGACGUCUUUGUUCUCUUAUUUCACCAGAAAUCAAGACACACACAACCCACAAGCAUACCACUCACUACUCUACGCUUCACGACUCACGACUAUAUACCACACUACCAACUUUAAUCACCAAGACCUAAUCCCAAGUUACACAACAAAAUGGCCGCCGCAGGAAUGUCCUUCACCGACAAGGCUUCAUCAGCUCUUGCCGAUGCUCAAGAUCUCGCACAACAAUACAACCACACACAACUGCAACCCAUCCACUUGGCCAUCGCACUGCUGGAUCCUCCGCCAGACCUCAGCAAGGACCAGCAGAACCCAAGUGGCCAUGCAUCGCACGGCGCAUCAUCAGCACCACUCUUCAAGCAAGUCGUCGAACGCGCUCAUGGAGACUCGGUAGCACUCACUCGCGCCCUCAACAAGGCUCUGGUCCGUCUUCCCAGCCAGGACCCGCCGCCGGAGCACCUCUCUAUGGGCCCCGCCUUCUCAAAGAUGCUGCGCGCUGCAGACCAACUGUCAAAGACACAAAAGGACAGCUUCAUCGCCAUUGAUCACUUCAUCUCCUGUCUUGUUCAAGACUCGACCAUCGCCAAAGCCCUUGCCGAGGCCAAUGUCCCCAACACCAAGCUCAUCGACAAUGCAAUCACUCAGAUCAGAGGAAACAAGCGUGUCGACACAAAGAGUGCUGAUGCUGAGGAGGAGAGCGAAAAUCUCAAGAAGUUCACCAUCGACAUGACAGCCAUGGCACGAGAGGGCAAGAUGGACCCUGUCAUUGGCAGAGAGGAAGAGAUUAGAAGAGUCAUCCGCAUCCUGUCACGCCGUACAAAGAACAAUCCCGUCCUGAUCGGUGAGCCCGGUGUCGGUAAGACUACUGUCGUUGAAGGUCUUGCCCAACGCAUCGUCAAUGCAGACGUGCCUGCCAACUUGGCCGCCUGCAGACUUCUGUCUCUGGACGUCGGUGCUCUCGUCGCUGGUAGCAAGUACCGCGGUGAGUUCGAAGAGCGCAUGAAGGGUGUCCUCAAGGAGAUUGAGGACGCCAAGGAGAUGAUUGUCCUCUUCGUCGACGAGAUCCAUUUGCUCAUGGGUGCUGGCUCUUCAGGAGAGGGCGGUAUGGAUGCCGCCAACUUGCUCAAGCCUAUGCUUGCCCGUGGUCAACUUCAUUGUAUCGGUGCCACCACUCUCACUGAGUACCGCAAAUACAUUGAAAAGGACCAAGCCUUCGAACGUCGUUUCCAGCAAGUUUUGGUCAAGGAGCCUUCGGUUCCCGAGACUGUUUCCAUUCUCCGUGGUCUCAAGGAGAAGUACGAAGUUCACCAUGGUGUCACUAUCCUUGACGGUGCCAUCGUCUCUGCUGCCACUUUGGCUGCUCGCUACCUCACUCAGCGCCGCCUUCCUGACUCGGCUGUCGAUCUCAUUGAUGAAGCCGCUGCUGCUGUUCGUGUCACUCGCGAGUCUCAGCCCGAGGCGCUUGACAACAUGGAGCGCAAGCUUCGCCAACUCGAAAUCGAAAUCCACGCCCUCAACCGCGAGAAGGAUGAAGCUUCUCAAGCACGACUCGCUCAAGCAAAGGCCGAGGCUGCUAAUGUUGAAGAAGACCUCAAGCCUCUGCGUGAAAAGUAUGAGAGCGAGAAGCUCCGUGGCAAGGAGAUUCAGGAAGCCAAGCUUAAGCGUGAUCAACUCAUCACAAAGCAACAAGAGGCCGAACGUAUGCGCGACUUGCAGACUGCUUCCGACCUCAAGUAUUACGCUAUUCCUGAUCUCGAGGAUCGCAUCAAGCAGCUCGAGAAGGACAAGGCUGCCUCUGAUCUAGACCAGCUCCGCCAAGCCAAGGAGUCUGGUGAGGCUCCUCUCCUGACCGAUGCUGUCGGUCCCGAUCAAAUCAACGAAAUUGUCGCUCGCUGGACUGGUAUCCCAGUCACCCGCCUGAAGACCACCGAGAAGGACAAGCUCCUGCAGAUGGAACGUCAUCUUAGCGAGCUUGUCGUCGGCCAGAGAGAGGCUGUCACUUCGGUUGCUAACGCCAUCCGUCUGCAGCGCUCUGGACUUGCCAACCCCAACCAGCCACCUUCGUUCCUCUUCUGUGGUCCUUCAGGUACCGGUAAGACUCUGCUUACCAAAGCACUUGCCGAGUUCCUCUUCGACGAUCCUCGCGCCAUGAUCCGCUUCGACAUGUCCGAGUACCAGGAGAGACACUCAUUGUCGCGUAUGAUCGGCGCACCACCCGGAUACGUGGGUCAUGAUGCUGGUGGUCAACUUACUGAAGCCCUCCGCCGUCGCCCCUUCUCCAUUCUCCUCUUCGAUGAAGUGGAAAAGGCAGCCAAGGAAGUCCUCACCGUGAUGCUGCAACUCAUGGAUGACGGCCGCAUCACCGACGGCCAAGGUCGUGUCGUCGACGCACGCAACUGCAUUGUCGUCAUGACAUCUAACCUUGGUGCCGAAUACCUGGCCCGCCCCAACGCACCCGACGGCAAAAUCGACCCCACCACCAAGGAAAUGGUCAUGGGCUCUCUCCGCAACUACUUCCUCCCCGAAUUCCUGAACAGAAUUUCCAGCAUCGUCAUCUUCAACCGUCUCUCCAAGAAGGAAAUUCGCAGUAUUGUCGACGUCCGCUUGGAGGAAAUCCAACAGCGUCUUUCCGCAAACGGCAGAAACGUGCGCAUCCAACUUUCUGCAGAUGUCAAGGAUUACCUCGGAUCAGCAGGAUAUUCGCCAGCUUAUGGUGCUCGUCCUCUGGCUCGCCUGAUCGAAAAGGAAGUAUUGAACAGACUUGCCGUGUUGAUCCUCAGAGGCAGUAUUCGCGAUGGCGAGACCGCUAGAGUCGUGCUCGAAGAUGGACAUAUCAUGGUUCUCCCCAAUCACACUGAUUCCGACGGUGAAGAUUCAGAGAUGUGGGAUGAGGAGGAUGCAGUUGCCGAGUUGAAUGGAGAUGAGGGAGAUAUGGAACUUUACGAUUGAAGGAAAUGACGCAUGAAGGCAAAAGUUUUAAAGAUGAUGAAGAAUGAGAGAUGAAGAAGCGGGAGUUCUUUUCUUUUCUUUUCUUUUACUACAUGUGUUUUGGUUUUGGUUUUCUUUUCUCUUUUGUUUUGCUGAGCAUGGCGUUGAAUUGUGGUUACAGAAAAGGAGGUUUUCUUCACUAUUAGCUAUGACAAUUAAAUCACUUUAUACAUA
Molecule: messenger RNA, 3218 nt
Organism: Aureobasidium pullulans EXF-150
Lineage: Eukaryota; Fungi; Ascomycota; Dothideomycetes; Dothideales; Saccotheciaceae
Product: heat shock protein-like protein
Exons: 1
Coding region: 210-3005 (931 amino acids)
Biological process (GO): cellular response to heat
Cellular component (GO): cytoplasm; cytosol
Molecular function (GO): ATP hydrolysis activity; ATP binding
Source: RefSeq, a predicted model, not a curated record